AUGAUUGAUUUUAACCAAAUUUUCGAAGAUUACGGUUUAACUUUUUUAAAUCACUUUGAUUUCACAAAGAUUUUGAUUGUAACAGCAGUAUGUCUCGUCGUACCUACUCUUUAUCUGUAUAGAAAACGUGCCUCCCGUUUGAAUCGUUCGAGUGUGGUUCCAAAAAAAACUAUUAUUAUCGAAAGAACUACUGCCGUCAACACUUCUGAAGCGGACCCAUCUACUGAUAAAAAUGAAAAUAUUGAUAUUUCUUCUUAUGGAGGAUUUAUUCCAUAUAUUCGUAAACUUCAUGCUGAUCAAGGUGUUUGCGUCUCAUCAAAGUUACCCUAUCCAAAUACUAUUUCAGUUAUCGAUCCUAUGAUCAUAAAAGCUACUUUACCAGUUGGUGAUCGCCCUAUUUAUUUGUUUAAAUUCUUGGAACCUUUUCUUGGGGAAGAUAAUUUACAAAUUUUUGAGGCCGGGAGAGCUGCUAGAUUUAGGAAAUUAAUUGGACUUUCAUUAGGACGUGAAGUUAUUGUUGCAAAGUAUAAAAAUAUUAGAGAUAUUGGAAUCGAAUUGAUUCAAAAAUGGGAAAAACUCGUGAAGAACAAUAAAGAUCAUGUUUUUAAGAUGCAAGAAGAAGGUCUUGAAUUUUCUCUGAGAGCUACUCUUAGUGCUGUUAUCAGCACGGAUAGACCGGAAGAUCUUGAUGUAAACGCCUAUAAAAAGUCCUACGACAUCGUAUUAAGUGGUUUAUAUGAUAAACAAUUUGGUAUAUUGAAUAUUCCACGCGAAGAAGAAUUCCAACAGUCUCUCGAGAUUUUGAAAAGUUUGUCAUGCAACUUGAUUGACCAGAGAAGAAAGAAAGCUGUAGAAACAAAUGAAGAGGAAACCGGAUUGAAAGAUUUACUUGAUAUCCUAGUGUCCAAUAAUGAUCCCGAAACAAAGAAACCAUAUACUGAUAAAUUGGCAUGUUCAUUUUAUUUCCUACAUCUAACGUUGGAAAGAAUUUAUUUUGAAUAUUAA
Messenger RNA from Funneliformis caledonium, 1005 nucleotides. Lineage: Eukaryota; Fungi; Glomeromycota; Glomeromycetes; Glomerales; Glomeraceae. The record is from the annotation of a GenBank genome assembly.